Messenger RNA from Mercenaria mercenaria, 1024 nucleotides. RefSeq lists its product as uncharacterized. The transcript has 6 exons. Bases 162 to 836 code for a protein of 224 amino acids. The record is from RefSeq and is a predicted model, not a curated record. NCBI's taxonomy places the organism in Eukaryota, Metazoa, Mollusca, Bivalvia, Venerida, Veneridae.
UUUCAAUUUUUCAUUUUGUCGUGUCAUUUUGUAAUAAAUGAUAGAUAGGCACAUAAUAUUUUUGUCACAUAAGUUUAAAGGAUCCGUAGAUAUUAACUAAAAAUUGGAUACUGUUUCGAAAACAUUUUAUUCACAAAUUAAUUUAUCAAUUAACAAUAGUCAUGCUUGUUUUUGCACACGCGAUUUUCUUGGCAUAUUAUAUCAUGCUAAUAAAUGGACAAGAACAGGGAUACGUAGGCCGUCAACCGAAUUGUGCCGCGGUACUCUGCGCUGUUGCCGAUUGCCCUCGUCCCAUCAGACCUCGAGGAGAGUGCUGCGAUAUUUGUCCAGACAGGCCUGUAUGUAAUCGAGAAGCAUGUCUAAGACCUAUCGGCUGUGUUGACACAUACGUUCCAGUAGGCCAGUGCUGUCCUAUCUGCCGACCAGGAAGGCCAUCUAUAUGUGAUCGAGUAAGAUGCGCACCACCUCCUCAAGACUGUGCAAUAUAUAUUCCAGAAGGCCAGUGCUGUCCUGUAUGCCGACCAGGAAGGCCAUCUAUAUGUGACCGAGUAAGAUGCGCAAGUCCUAUCGGAUGUGUUGACACAUACAUUCCAGACGGCCAGUGCUGUCCUGUCUGCCGGACAGAAAACCAGUGUCACCUAGUCGACUGCCAGCCGUUAAACUGUAGAAGACAAUAUACGCCUCCGGGACAGUGCUGCCCAGUUUGCAGAAGACCAAGAAGGAGACCAAACUGUAAUCGUAGGGCAUGCCCACGGGUGUUCUGUGAAGACUCAUAUAUUCCUCGAGGCGAAUGUUGUCGAGUAUGUCGAGGUAACCCAAGAGGUGGCAGAUACUGAUAAAUAUGGGCGUCAAAGGGCAUGUUUCCCGAUAUAUUCUAAACUCUCAGAAAUCAACUUGUUACGUUUCCAACAUAUCAAAACUCAUCUAGACACAAAUGACAUUUAAGCCGUAUCACCCAAGAAUUAUUAUAAUAAAGAUACUAUUUUUAGACAUAAACUGAAUAAAAGCAAUAGAAAGAUUAAAA